This is a messenger RNA of Protopterus annectens (West African lungfish), 4078 nucleotides long. It is a transcript of the gene RADIL, whose product is annotated as Rap associating with DIL domain. The record is from RefSeq and is a predicted model, not a curated record. Bases 98 to 3580 code for a protein of 1160 amino acids. NCBI's taxonomy places the organism in Eukaryota, Metazoa, Chordata, Ceratodontiformes, Protopteridae. Gene Ontology annotation, biological process: substrate adhesion-dependent cell spreading; signal transduction; neural crest cell migration. Gene Ontology annotation, molecular function: GTPase binding. Gene Ontology annotation, cellular component: microtubule. The transcript has 15 exons.
AGAAAUACAGAGGAAUGAACUCCGAUUGUGUUAGGUGCGGGCAGAGUAAUUGGGCACCAGGACAGCAGCAGCCCCAGGGUUGGUGGCACCCGAUCCAAUGCAGGAAGAGACGGGAAUGAGAGAGCAAGGAUUCUGGCACGGCAAACGUACAUAUACGGCAUUCAGCACCAUGUUUUAUGGCUCCUCAGUGAGCAUGUCCCCACCUUCUACUAGUAAACUCAAGCGCCAGAGCAAAAUAUUUACACAGGCCUUGUACCGCACACUGAGCUAUCGAGAUAGACGAUCUGUAGCAGAGUUUCCUUUCCCUGUGACUGAUGAUCCUGCUGAACUUUCCAUCCAACUUUCAGCUCCAGGAGUGCUGAAGAUUUUUGGAGGAGAAAUAUGCAGGGGAGCACAUUACAAAAGUGUUUUGGCUACAUCCAAGUCAAGUGCAAAAGAGCUAGUCAAAGAAGCCUUGGAACGCUAUUCAUUAAGUAAGGCAUUCGCUAGUGAAUAUGUACUGUGUGAUGUUAUUGGAAGGUUUGAAGGUGCUAACAAGCACUGGAGAAUGGAGGGCCUUCGUUCUCUUGGGGACAAUGAGAAACCUCUCCUGAUUCAGGACCUUUGGAAGCCUAAAGAGGGAUAUGCCCGCAGAUUUGAGCUUCGUAAACGUUCAGAUGUAGAACAGAUGGCAGCCAGAGAAAAAGACACCAUUACUGCCUGUAUCAAUGCCCAGGCCCGAAAGCUGCAGAGGCAUCGUGCAAGAGUUACCAUGACAUUACCAUCUGAUCAUAACUUAAACCCCGGAGCAACUUCACUCCGACGGAGCCUGAGCGAGACCAGCCUUCAUCAGGCAGGCACCCAGAAUGAAGAAAUAAAGAGGUACUGCUCCACACUACCUGGCCCAAUUAUAAAUGUGAACAUGGAUGCAAGAGAGCAUAAAAAGCAAGAAGAGAAGGAAAACAGCAUCCGGCAAUCCCUGCAUCAGUUUCCACACCUCCUCCUCCUACAGGGAUACAGUCAACAAAAUGACAAUUUGGUUUACAUUUUGAAUCGGGACCAUUUUGCCUUGGGUAAAGAAACACUUUCUGCAAAACCCAAUAUCGUGCUGUCAGCCCCUGACAUUCUUCCACUUCACUGCAAAAUCAGAAGAAUUAAGCAGUUUAACAGAAGUGGGAAAAGGGCAGAAGAAAAGAUGGUUUUGGAACCAGUUGCUGGAGCCAGUGUAUUAAUCAACUUCCGUGAAGUUCGGAAACCCUGCCAGCUCCAUCACAGAGACCUUUUGUCAGUUGGACUCUACUAUAUUUUUUUGUAUAAAGAUCCUUCCAAUGCCAAACCUUUAUCAAUCCAGACACUGCUGAACCUAAAAGUAAUGAACGCUCCUCCUGAAGAGGUUGGUUCCAUCUGUAGGAAGUGUGGUUCCCUACUAAAGGAAAGGCCCACUGCCCACAGAAUGCACAGGAUCUCCAAGUACAACAGGAGUUCUCAGAGAAGGAAGGUACAGCUGGAAUAUGAGAGCUCAUUUGAGGACAUGCUGCUGGACAGAAUUAUGAGCCUAAUUGAACCUGGAGGGGAUGACUUUAAAUUGACCCCUGCUUUCUUGUUCUGUUUGUGCAUUCAGCACUCUGCUUCUGCUUUCAGCCCAGGAAAUUUUAGCCAGCUUCUUUUAAAGAUUGCAAAAAGGAUCCAGUCUGCAGCAUGGGAGAAGACUAGAGAACUUGCAGAAAAGCAAUCAUUUCAACAAGACAGUACAUCUCUGUCGCUCCUAACUAUUACAGACCUGGUACCAGAUCUGCAACAUAUCCUCUUCUGGAUGUCUAACUCCAUAGAACUUUUGUACUUUAUACAGCAAAAGACACCUGGAUAUAUACAAAGCAUGGAGGAAGAACUGGACAUGCGAGGGUCAAAGGAAUCAUUGAUUUCAUCAACAAUCACAGCCAAUGAAGAGGCCAUGAAUAUCUUAGAAGAAGUGAUAAUGUACACAUUUCAGCAGUGUGUCUAUUAUAUUACAAAGACUCUGUAUGUUGCACUCCCAAACCUUUUGAAGUCUACCCCCUUUCUAAGUGAAAACGUUGAUUCCAGGCAGAGUACGUCUCCAUUUCCUGAUGUAGUGCAAAAGGUAGUUCUCAUUUAUCAGACUGCAACGGAGCUCCUUCACCAUUUUGAAGUGCACACUGAGGUGGCAACUCAGAUGUUUGCAUAUCUUUUCUUUUUCUCUAAUGCUUCGCUCUUCAACCAGCUGAUGGACAAAGGGCCUGGCUGGGGUUGUUUCCAGUGGCCAAGAGGAGCACACAUACAGGGCAGUCUCCAGCUUCUCCUAGACUGGACAAGAACCGUAGACCUUGGCCAUAUGGCAGAUGAGUUUUUCACCAGACUCUCCACUGCAGUGCGUCUUCUAGCAUUGCCAGCUUCACAGCUAACACAGAUGAACUGGCAAUCCCUACGGUCAGAAUUUCCAGCGCUAAACCCUGCACAGUUGCACCACAGCCUAACACAGUACCAGCUGGCAACAAGCACAGGGCCCAUCCCUUUCUGGCAACCAGACACCAAAGAUAUGCCUGCAGCCUCCAGGACAGAGGAGAUUCUGGAACAUUUUGACAACCAUCCUCCCAUUGUGUUACCAACUGGAAAUUUCAAGGUGGAUUUGGAGGAAGAUCCAUUAAAUGACAAUGUCUACAGACACCUGUUGUACAUAAGGCACUUCCUCUGGAGUCUGCGGAGCAAGAUAUCAACUAAUGGUUACCAAAACAAUGGUGAGCACCAGAUAUCUCUGGAUAAAGCAAAAGUCCAAAUGGAGAAUCAUGCUGCCUUUUCAGGACACAGAAAUGCCACUGAUCGACCAAAGAACAAUCACACUGAUAUGCAGGUGGAUGCUGCAAUGGAUGGUAGAGCUUCUGUUUCAUCUAGCACUAGUGGUUCGACUAAGAACAGUCACCCAAAUGAGGAAAAGGUGAAGGGAAAAGUACAGCGUUUACAUCACCAGAGCACAUUGGGAAGAAAUGGCCACCCAAGGCAAAACACACAGGCUGUGGGCACUUCCUGUCUGCUGACACCACCAAACACUCCUUUAAACAUUGAUAUGGGGCACACAGGCACAACGUAUAACAAUAGCUGCAGAAAAGAUCUCACAAAUGGGCAUAAUGAUGGGUUCAGCACUAAGAAAAGCAAACGAACUGAGAGUAACCAGGGCAAUGUCACUGUUCCAUAUGAUUUUCCAACCCCUGUCUACUCUGGCCGAUAUGAUUUUCCAACCCCUGUCUCCUCUGGCCGAAGCUCUGCAACAGAUGACUUCUGUUUUGUGUUUGUGACAGAGAUAGAAAAGGGACCCUAUGGACUGGGAAUGGGGCUCAUCGAUGGCCUGCACACACCCUUGAAUUCACCUGGAAUCUAUGUCAGAACACUGAUACCGGACAGCCCGGCAGCUACGGAUGGCAAGCUCAGCAUUGGAGACCGGAUCUUAGCUGUGAACGGCACCAGCCUGAUAGGAGCAGAUUACCAGGGUGCGGUGGACCUCAUACGCCUAGGAGGAAAGAAACUGAGGUUCCUUGUUGCCAAGUCUGAUGUUGAGAUUGUAGAGAAGAUAAGUGCUUCCUCAUGCUAGCAUAUGUUAAUGGUAACAUGAGCUGCAAUGUAGAGCAGCCAUCUGUCCUUGUUGUGACUGAUCAUCAGCUGAUAAAAGGGCUAAGAUUUAUCAUCUGGAAUACUGAUGGAUUUUAAUACAGAUCUAGGAAAGCCAAGAUAAUUAAUGCAAACCAAGGAGCAGUGCUCACUUAAACUUCUGUCAGUUUCCCACUACAACACAGGAAUAUUUUGGUCCACUGAUCUUCUGAAAUGCUGUGCGAGUCCUGCAAGCAGAAACAUGGUUCAAAUGCUUCUUCAACUCACGGGGUAUACAUUAUUUGAGUUUUUAUGAACAAAGUGUAAGUCAAAGGAGGGGUAUCUGAAAAUAACCAUCUUCAGUUUCUAAUCAUGAAAAUGAAACACUUAAAAUGCUGAAAAAUAUAUGUUACUGGAGUAGAGAAAGAACAUAUUCAGAAGAAAGUACCAUUCCCAAGUGUAUUAAAUAAACUCUAUAAAGUAUAAUUAAAGAGAAUGACAA